AUGGAAAUCGAUCACUUGAAGUACUCCUCCUCCUCCUCAUCACCUUCCACCGACGCCGACGACCAAUCAAUGCUCAUCAUGAUCAACAAACAACAACAUCUCCCGGACUACUUCUACUCAUCGGAAUUCCCCGUUUUACCCUCCGACGACUUCCCCGCCGGUGCAACUCCCUACCCACAUUUCCUCCACCACAGCAACGACCCUUCAACGUUUCCUUCCACCACCCUAUCCUUCUCCCCCAAUAACGACGACCACCAACCCGUCUCAUGGCGGGAUCUCAUGACCGCCGAGGCCGCAGCCGCCGGCGGCGGCGGCGCUCAUCACAACGGCGGGAUGAUGCAGAAGAAGGCGUCGAUGGCGGCGAUGAGGGAGAUGAUAUUCCGCAUCGCCGCCAUGCAGCCGGUCCACAUCGACCCGGAGGCCGUCAAGCCGCCCAAGCGGCGGAACGUGAGGAUCUCCAAGGACCCGCAGAGCGUGGCGGCGCGUCACCGCCGGGAGAGGAUCAGCGAGAGGAUAAGGAUCCUCCAGCGGCUGGUUCCCGGCGGGACGAAGAUGGACACGGCGUCGAUGCUCGACGAGGCCAUUCACUACGUCAAGUUCCUGAAGAGCCAGGUGCAGUCCCUGGAGAGAUCAGCUCGGCCGCCGCCGCCGGCGGAGGGGAUGCACGCGCCGGGUGGCGGUGGUGGUGGUGGGAUUGGAUUCCCUGUGGCCAUGGCCAGCGGGAGUUAUUGUGGUGUCGUGGGGAAAGGUGGUGGUGGUGGUUAUCAUCAGACGACGUCGCAGCAAGAUAUUCCACACUACGGGGAUGCUUAA
Linum tenue is the source of this 813-nucleotide messenger RNA. NCBI's taxonomy places the organism in Eukaryota, Viridiplantae, Streptophyta, Magnoliopsida, Malpighiales, Linaceae. The record is from the annotation of a GenBank genome assembly.